Molecule: messenger RNA, 1098 nt
Organism: Aspergillus clavatus NRRL 1
Lineage: Eukaryota; Fungi; Ascomycota; Eurotiomycetes; Eurotiales; Aspergillaceae
Gene: sakA
Product: mitogen-activated protein kinase HOG1
Exons: 9
Coding region: 1-1098 (365 amino acids)
Biological process (GO): stress-activated MAPK cascade; protein phosphorylation; osmosensory signaling pathway
Cellular component (GO): nucleus; cytoplasm
Molecular function (GO): ATP binding; MAP kinase activity
Source: RefSeq, a predicted model, not a curated record
AUGGCGGAGUUCGUGCGUGCCCAGAUCUUCGGCACCACCUUUGAGAUCACCAGCAGAUACACAGACCUGCAGCCCGUGGGAAUGGGGGCCUUUGGCCUGGUCUGUUCUGCGAGAGAUCAAUUGACAGGACAGCCCGUGGCUGUCAAGAAGAUUAUGAAGCCCUUCAGCACCCCCGUUUUGUCCAAGAGAACAUACCGCGAACUUAAGCUGCUGAAGCAUUUACGACAUGAAAAUAUCAUUAGUUUGAGCGACAUCUUCAUUUCGCCGCUCGAGGACAUCUACUUUGUCACCGAACUUCUUGGAACCGACCUUCACAGACUUUUGACUUCGAGACCGUUGGAAAAGCAAUUCAUUCAGUACUUCUUAUACCAGAUUCUGCGGGGAUUGAAAUAUGUCCACUCGGCCGGUGUCGUCCACCGUGACCUCAAACCCAGCAACAUCCUUAUCAACGAAAAUUGCGAUUUGAAAAUUUGCGACUUCGGCCUUGCCCGUAUCCAGGAUCCUCAGAUGACCGGCUAUGUCUCGACACGAUACUACCGCGCUCCGGAAAUCAUGUUGACAUGGCAAAAAUAUGACGUGGAGGUAGACAUCUGGAGCACCGGUUGUAUCUUCGCCGAGAUGCUCGAGGGAAAGCCCCUGUUCCCCGGAAAGGACCACGUCAAUCAGUUUUCCAUCAUCACCGAGCUCCUCGGGACUCCCCCCGAUGAUGUGAUUCAGACUAUCUGCAGCGAAAAUACUCUGCGGUUCGUCAAGUCACUGCCUAAGCGUGAACGCCAGCCUCUUGCGAACAAGUUCAAGAACGCCGACCCUGACGCGGUUGAUCUUUUGGAGCGCAUGCUCGUUUUCGACCCCAAGAAGAGAAUCCGUGCCACAGAAGCACUUGCGCACGAAUACCUUUCUCCCUACCACGAUCCCACCGAUGAGCCCGAGGCGGAAGAGAAGUUCGAUUGGUCAUUCAACGACGCCGACCUCCCCGUCGAUACCUGGAAAAUCAUGAUGUACUCGGAGAUCCUCGACUUCCACAACAUCGACCAAGGCAACGAUGCCAGCCAGGCCCUUGCCGAAGGCUUGGGACAAGGCCAGCAGAACUUCGCCUGA